GAGACCACUGUCCGCGGCUCCCGUGAAGAUGUCCACUCCAGACCCACCCCUGGGUGGAACUCCUCGGCCAGGCCCUUCUCCAGGCCCGGGCCCCUCCCCAGGAGCCAUGUUGGGCCCUAGCCCUGGUCCCUCACCUGGCUCCGCCCACAGCAUGAUGGGGCCCAGCCCGGGGCCUCCCUCAGCAGGACACCCCAUCCCGACCCAGGGGCCUGGAGGGUACCCUCAGGACAACAUGCACCAGAUGCACAAGCCGAUGGAGUCCAUGCACGAGAAGGGCAUGUCGGAUGACCCCCGCUACAACCAGAUGAAGGGGAUGGGACUGCGGUCAGGGGGCCACGCAGGCAUGGGGCCCCCGCCGAGCCCCAUGGACCAGCACUCUCAAGGGUACCCCUCACCCCUGGGGGGCUCUGAGCACGCCUCCAGUCCGGUUCCAGCCAGUGGCCCGUCCUCGGGCCCACAGAUGUCGUCCGGACCAGGAGGGGCCCCACUGGAUGGCGCCGACCCCCAGGCUUUGGGGCAGCAGAACCGGGGCUCGACCCCAUUUAACCAGAACCAGCUGCACCAGCUCAGAGCUCAGAUCAUGGCAUACAAGAUGCUGGCCCGGGGGCAGCCCCUCCCUGACCACCUGCAGAUGGCGGUGCAGGGGAAGCGGCCGAUGCCUGGGAUGCAGCAGCAGAUGCCAACACUACCUCCACCCUCCGUGUCCGCAACAGGACCUGGCCCUGGCCCUGGCCCUGGCCCUGGGCCAGGUCCGGGACCAGCACCUCCAAAUUACAGCAGGCCUCAUGGUAUGGGAGGGCCCAACAUGCCCCCCCCAGGACCCUCAGGCGUGCCCCCCGGGAUGCCUGGCCAGCCUCCCGGAGGGCCUCCCAAGCCCUGGCCUGAAGGACCCAUGGCGAAUGCUGCUGCUCCCACGAGCACUCCUCAGAAGCUGAUACCCCCGCAGCCGACAGGUCGCCCCUCACCCGCACCCCCCGCUGUCCCGCCGGCUGCCUCCCCAGUGAUGCCGCCCCAGACACAGUCGCCGGGGCAGCCGGCCCAGCCCGCCCCCAUGGUGCCGCUCCACCAGAAGCAGAGCCGCAUCACCCCUAUCCAGAAGCCACGGGGCUUGGACCCGGUGGAGAUCCUGCAGGAGCGGGAGUACAGGCUACAGGCUCGCAUCGCACACCGAAUUCAGGAACUUGAAAACCUUCCCGGGUCCCUGGCCGGGGAUUUGCGUACCAAAGCGACCAUCGAGCUCAAGGCCCUCAGGCUGCUGAACUUCCAGAGGCAGCUGCGGCAGGAGGUGGUGGUGUGCAUGAGGAGGGACACGGCUCUUGAGACGGCCCUCAAUGCCAAGGCCUACAAGCGCAGCAAGCGGCAGUCACUGCGUGAGGCCCGCAUCACCGAGAAGCUGGAGAAGCAGCAGAAGAUCGAGCAGGAGCGCAAGCGCCGGCAGAAGCACCAGGAAUACCUCAACAGCAUUCUUCAGCAUGCCAAGGAUUUCAAAGAAUAUCACAGGUCGGUCACAGGCAAGAUCCAGAAACUCACCAAGGCGGUGGCCACCUACCAUGCCAACACAGAGCGGGAGCAGAAGAAGGAAAACGAGAGAAUCGAGAAGGAGAGGAUGCGGCGGCUCAUGGCCGAAGACGAGGAAGGGUACCGCAAGCUCAUCGACCAGAAGAAGGACAAGCGCCUGGCCUACCUCUUGCAGCAGACGGACGAGUACGUGGCUAACCUCACGGAGCUGGUGCGGCAGCACAAGGCCGCCCAGGUCGCCAAGGAAAAGAAGAAGAAAAAGAAAAAGAAGAAGGCAGAAAACGCAGAAGGACAGACACCUGCAAUUGGACCUGACGGCGAGCCUCUGGAUGAGACCAGCCAAAUGAGCGACCUACCUGUCAAGGUGAUCCACGUGGAGAGUGGGAAGAUCCUCACCGGCACAGACGCACCUAAAGCAGGGCAGCUGGAGGCCUGGCUGGAGAUGAACCCCGGGUAUGAAGUAGCUCCAAGAUCUGAUAGUGAAGAGAGUGGCUCCGAAGAAGAGGAGGAGGAGGAGGAGGAGGAGCAGCCGCAGCCAGCGCAGCCUCCUGCCCUACCUGUGGAGGAGAAGAAGAAGAUUCCAGAUCCAGACAGCGAUGAUGUCUCCGAGGUGGACGCCCGGCACAUCAUUGAGAAUGCCAAGCAAGAUGUCGAUGAUGAGUAUGGUGUGUCACAGGCCCUUGCCCGUGGCCUGCAGUCCUAUUAUGCCGUGGCCCAUGCUGUCACCGAGAGGGUGGAUAAGCAGUCAGCGCUCAUGGUCAACGGCGUCCUCAAACAGUACCAGAUCAAAGGCUUAGAGUGGUUGGUGUCCCUCUACAACAACAACCUGAACGGCAUCCUGGCUGACGAGAUGGGCCUGGGGAAGACCAUCCAGACCAUCGCCCUCAUCACGUACCUCAUGGAGCACAAGCGGAUCAACGGGCCCUUCCUCAUCAUAGUACCUCUCUCAACACUGUCCAACUGGGCAUACGAGUUUGACAAGUGGGCCCCUUCCGUGGUGAAGGUGUCCUACAAGGGCUCUCCGGCAGCCAGACGUGCUUUCGUCCCCCAGCUCCGGAGUGGCAAGUUCAAUGUCUUGCUCACGACAUACGAGUACAUCAUUAAGGAUAAGCACAUCCUCGCGAAGAUCCGUUGGAAGUACAUGAUUGUUGACGAGGGCCACCGCAUGAAGAACCACCACUGCAAGCUGACGCAGGUCCUCAACACGCACUACGUGGCCCCCCGCCGCCUGCUGCUGACAGGCACGCCGCUGCAGAACAAGCUGCCCGAGCUCUGGGCGCUCCUCAACUUCCUGCUGCCCACCAUCUUCAAGAGCUGCAGCACCUUCGAGCAGUGGUUCAACGCGCCCUUCGCCAUGACCGGGGAGAAGGUGGACCUGAACGAGGAGGAGACCAUUCUUAUCAUCCGUCGUCUCCACAAAGUGCUGCGGCCCUUCCUGCUCCGGCGGCUCAAGAAGGAAGUCGAGGCUCAGUUGCCUGAGAAGGUGGAAUACGUCAUCAAGUGUGACAUGUCUGCCCUGCAGCGCGUGCUCUACCGGCACAUGCAGGCCAAGGGGGUGCUGCUGACUGAUGGCUCCGAGAAGGACAAGAAGGGCAAAGGCGGCACCAAGACCCUAAUGAACACCAUCAUGCAGCUGAGGAAGAUCUGCAACCACCCAUACAUGUUCCAGCACAUCGAGGAGUCCUUUUCCGAGCACUUGGGAUUUACCGGCGGCAUCGUCCAAGGACUGGACCUGUACCGAGCCUCCGGGAAAUUUGAGCUGCUCGACAGAAUUCUUCCCAAACUCCGCGCCACCAACCAUAAAGUGCUGCUGUUCUGCCAGAUGACCUCCCUCAUGACCAUCAUGGAAGACUAUUUUGCGUAUCGUGGCUUUAAAUACCUCAGGCUUGAUGGCACCACAAAGGCGGAGGACCGGGGCAUGCUGCUGAAAACCUUCAACGAGCCCGGCUCUGAGUACUUCAUCUUCCUGCUCAGCACCCGGGCCGGGGGGCUCGGCCUGAACCUCCAGUCGGCCGACACUGUGAUCAUAUUUGACAGUGACUGGAACCCUCACCAGGACCUGCAAGCACAGGACCGUGCCCACCGCAUCGGGCAGCAGAAUGAGGUGCGUGUGCUCCGCCUCUGCACGGUCAACAGCGUGGAGGAGAAGAUUCUGGCUGCGGCCAAGUACAAGCUCAACGUCGACCAGAAGGUGAUCCAGGCUGGCAUGUUCGACCAGAAGUCCUCCAGCCACGAGAGGCGCGCCUUCCUGCAGGCCAUCCUUGAGCACGAGGAGCAGGACGAGAGCAGACACUGCAGCACGGGCAGCGGCAGUGCCAGCUUCGCCCACACUGCCCCUCCGCCAGCGGGCGUCAACCCCGACUUGGAGGAGCCACCUCUAAAGGAAGAAGACGAAGUGCCUGACGACGAGACAGUGAACCAGAUGAUUGCCCGGCACGAGGAGGAGUUCGACCUGUUCAUGCGCAUGGACCUGGACCGCAGGCGCGAGGAGGCCCGCAACCCCAAGCGGAAGCCACGGCUGAUGGAGGAGGAUGAGCUCCCCUCGUGGAUCAUCAAGGAUGACGCCGAGGUGGAGCGGCUGACCUGCGAGGAGGAGGAGGAGAAGAUGUUCGGCCGUGGCUCCCGCCACCGCAAGGAGGUGGACUACAGUGACUCGCUGACCGAGAAGCAGUGGCUCAAGAAAGACGAGAGGAAAUAUAUCCAGGACACAGUAAACAAAAAGAUGAGUCGUGACCUGACCCUGAAGGCCAUCGAGGAGGGCACGCUGGAGGAGAUCGAAGAGGAGGUCCGGCAGAAGAAGUCGUCACGGAAGCGCAAGCGGGACAGCGAUGCCGGCCCCUCCACCCCGACCACCAGCACCCGCAGCCGCGACAAGGACGACGAGAGCAAGAAGCAGAAGAAGCGCGGCCGGCCACCCGCUGAGAAGCUCUCCCCCAACCCGCCCAACCUCACCAAGAAGAUGAAGAAGAUCGUGGAUGCCGUCAUCAAGUACAAGGACAGUAGCAGUGGACGUCAGCUCAGCGAGGUGUUCAUCCAGUUGCCCUCCCGCAAGGAGCUGCCCGAGUACUAUGAGCUCAUCCGCAAGCCCGUGGACUUCAAGAAGAUCAAGGAGCGUAUCCGCAACCACAAGUACCGCAGCCUCAACGACCUGGAGAAGGACGUCAUGCUGCUAUGCCAGAACGCGCAGACCUUCAACCUGGAGGGCUCCCUGAUCUACGAAGACUCCAUUGUCCUGCAGUCAGUCUUCACCAGUGUGCGGCAGAAAAUCGAGAAGGAGGACGACAGUGAGGGCGAGGAGAGUGAGGAGGAGGAGGAGGGCGAGGAGGAAGGCUCCGAGUCUGAGUCGCGCUCAGUCAAAGUGAAGAUCAAGCUCGGCCGGAAGGAGAAGGCCCAGGAUCGACUGAAGGGGGGCCGGCGGCGGCCGAGCCGAGGGUCCAGGGCCAAGCCAGUGGUGAGCGACGACGACAGUGAGGAGGAGCAGGAAGAGGACCGCUCAGGAAGUGGAAGCGAGGAAGACUGAGUCCCGACAUUCCAGAGUCUCGACCCCGAGCCCCUGGUUCCAGAGCCGAGACGGUGUAGCCCUUAGCAGGGACGGGUAGCAACAGAUGUAGUUUCAGACUUGGGGUAAAAGUGUAUAAAUGAAAUCUUCCAUAUUUAUACAGCAUAGAAGAUGUAGGACUGUUUGUGUCUGGCCCUGUCCUGGUGUCAGUAGCGUUUGUGACAGCAUUAACUUUAAAACGAGAAAAAAAAAACUAUGAAUUGGGGAACACGUGACACCUUCUCUUCUUUUCCUUCCCUGGCAGUACUGUUUCGGCCGCAGUUUGGAAUCACUGUAGUUUAAGUUGUGGAUGCAUGUGUGUAGCCGUCCACUCCUCGUACUGUAUUUUAUUGGACAGGUCAGACUCGCCAGGGCCCAGGGUUCGCAGGCCCAGCGAGGAUAUGUCAAUGUCACUGGAUGUCGAACAGUAAUAAAUUAAACAAACAACGAAAGUCUCGCCUUCUGGUGGACUUAUUCCCGGCUCCUGGUGUGAAUGCCCACUGCGGGCCCAUGUGGGGCCUUGCCAUUCCUGGGGCCUUGUCCUCCCAUCACCAGAUCCCAGGGCACCCAUUUCACAGUGGGGGGACACUGAGGCCCGGGAAAAGGAAGACACCUUUCCUGGGCCUCACGUCAGCCUGGCUCUCUCUGGCUCUCUCACCACUGCUGUUCUCCAUCGUUCAUUCAGGCCGGCCCCAUCAUGCAGGGAGGAAACAGCUCAGUCCCUUCCCUGCUUGCAGCCAAAGUGGGGUCGGGGAGACAGUCACAUAAACAGGCAGGUGCCACAUAGCAGUCAGAGCCAUGACACAGGAGCCCAGGGCCUUGUGGGAGCCCAAGUGAUCAGGGAGAACUUCCAAGUCCAGAACUUACUUUGGGUUCUGUUCUGUAGUUUUUGUCUCUUCAUUAAAACCUUGUAUUUGUGA
Molecule: messenger RNA, 5976 nt
Organism: Vicugna pacos (alpaca)
Lineage: Eukaryota; Metazoa; Chordata; Mammalia; Artiodactyla; Camelidae
Source: RefSeq, a predicted model, not a curated record